Messenger RNA from Vanessa tameamea, 2597 nucleotides. It is a transcript of the gene torso, whose product is annotated as tyrosine-protein kinase receptor torso. NCBI's taxonomy places the organism in Eukaryota, Metazoa, Arthropoda, Insecta, Lepidoptera, Nymphalidae. Gene Ontology annotation, cellular component: plasma membrane; signaling receptor complex. Gene Ontology annotation, molecular function: ATP binding; transmembrane receptor protein tyrosine kinase activity; protein binding. The record is from RefSeq and is a predicted model, not a curated record. The transcript is spliced from 13 exons. The coding region runs from base 91 to 2268 and encodes 725 amino acids. Gene Ontology annotation, biological process: protein phosphorylation; cell surface receptor protein tyrosine kinase signaling pathway; multicellular organism development.
GAGGGGAGAAAUUCAAACGAAACCCAAGCGAUAAGUGUAAAAUGUCAAUCAGAAAUUAAAAUAGACAUCGCAGUGAGGCCCUCAAAGUUCAUGCAAUUGAUAAUAUUGAUCAAUGACAAAAAAAAUACAGAAAUCAUUAAUUAUAUACUUAUAGAACCGAACCAAAGUUAUGGUAGAAUUUUCACACCCUCCGGCAAUAGUAGCUUUUGGAUGACUACUUUAAACGAAGUCGGUGUGCCAUCUCUAUGGAAAAGAGGUCCAGAAGUGAAGACCUGGGAAAUCAUCAAGAGAAAUAUACAAAAUAAAUCGUAUGACAUUGAAAUACGUUUCUCUGAAUUUAUAUCAAAAAAUGGGAAGAAUGAAUAUUUCGUGAAAGCAAAUUUUUCUUGGACCACAACAGACGCUUCAGAUUCAUGUUUUGAUGUCUUAAAUUCCUGCAACAAGAAAACACAAGGAAAUCUGUUUCAGAAAAAGAUAAAACCGUACCAAGAACGUAACAUUUCGAUAGACAAUUUGCCUCUCGACGAUAGUUGUACAAUCCGAGUGACUGGGAAAUACGGAACCACAGUCCAAACUUACCGAACACCAGCCUGCGAUAAGUUUCCUCAAUGUGCUCCUCUGCCUGAUAUACCCAAAAAUGUAACAUUACAUCCUUUUAAGUAUGAGAAUGAUGACCUAUGGACAGUACGCGUGCGCUGGGCCCGACCGCGACGAGCGCCGAUGCUCUACAACAUCACGCUGCGGACGAAUGAUUCUGUGCGAAAUUUUUCAGUUUCAGGGAACGUGACGGAGGUGCAGUUCCAGCGAGUACGCGGCGCGGGCCUGUACAACGUGUCAGUGGCCGCGCUUUCCGCCAGCGGCGCGGCGGCGCGGACUAGUCGACACGAUUUUUUCCCUUUGUUGGAGCAAACAUCGAGUUCAGUGACUCUGCUGUUUGGAGCAGCCUGGUAUUCCUCACUGCUGGUGAUGGCUGCGCUGUUGUUCGUUGUGGUCUAUUGGCGCCGUCGCCUGCUUGCUAUCCAAUCCCAUAUUUACGAUAGGGUAACAUAUAUUAAAAUAGCUCAAGAAGGAGACAUAGACAUCGCGAACUCUGAGCCGGGGGCCGAGGACCAGUGGGAAGUGCGCCCUGAGCGCCUGCUGCUGCACGAGGUCAUAGGAGAGGGUGCCUUCGGGGUCGUACGGAGAGGCACGUUUGCACCUUGCAACAAAGAUGUCGCUGUUAAAAUGCUUAAAGGCUUUCCAUCUGUGGACGAAAUCCGCUCGUUCCGUGCGGAGAUGGAGCUCAUGAAGAGCGUGGGUGCCCAUCCGCAUGUGGUGAGUCUGAUCGGCUGCUGCAGCGGGCGCAGGCCACUCAUUGUGGCCGAAUACUGCAGCCGAGGAGACCUUCUCUCAUACCUCAGAUGUUCGUGGGAAAUGAUGAUAUCUCGACGGAAUUUAAAAUACUAUAACAAUAGCAAAGAAGGAAUAAACGAUCGCAACUAUUUCUUCAAAAACAAGUCCACUGAUACGAAAUUUGUAUCAAAUCGUCUGUAUGACCUUGAAGGAGCUUGUGACACUGAACUCACUUAUCGAGACCUUCUUUCAUUUAGUAGACAAAUUGCAAUGGGUAUGGAGUUUCUAGCGUCGAAUCGUGUGGUCCAUAGAGACUUAGCAGCUAGAAACGUUUUAGUGACGGCAGACAGGACGUUAAAAAUUGCGGAUUUCGGUCUUUCUCGGGAUGUGUAUCAAGAAAACCAAUACAAACAAGAAGGCAAUGGAAAGAUGCCCGUCAAAUGGAUGGCACUUGAGUCUUUGACCCAUCGAAUAUACACCACACAAAGUGAUGUAUGGUCGUUUGGCGUGGUGCUGUGGGAGGUGGUGACGGUGGGCGGCGCGCCGUACGCGGGCGUGGGCGCCGCGCGCCUGCCGCGCCUGCUCGCGGCCGGGUACCGCAUGCCGCGCCCGCCGCACUGCGCGCCCGACCUGUACAAUUUGAUGCUUUCCUGUUGGAAAGAACGACCUCGCUCUCGGCCCACUUUUACCGAGUUGCAUGAGAAACUGGACGAGAUGUUGUACGCAUGCGCCGACCACUACCUGUCGCUGGUGCUGCCCGUCGACCUCCCCGAGACGCACGUGAGGCCUCACCGAUACAUACGUAUGCUUAUUAGUUAUUACAGAGGUAAGAGAAAACGAGCCAAGAGCUACGAACGACCGCUCGCUGCCUCUACCAACCACUACACCGACCAGCCCGCCGCCGCUGCCAAGGCUGGACUUGUUCUCUGUUCUUGAAAACAAUAUUUGGCACCAGAAAUUUAUAAUAAAAUAAAACAAGGAUCAUUGCAUGUCAUUUUAUCUUUUUGUUGUGUAUUAAAAAAUAGGUGCUAUUUAUAUAAAUCAUUGUAUAUUGCAACUUAAGCCUAUUGGGAUUUAAGUACUUUAUUUAUGUAUAUUUUGUUACUUAGUUACAUUUAUAAACCAAGUAUAUAAAAACAAGGUUCGUAUUAACUUUAAAAAUAAUGAUCCGUAAGUAAUGCCACUAACUCUACAGCGAUUCGUUAAUUAAAAUUUAUAUAUUUUUAUUAGUGGCGAUAUUUAAAGUUUCGACAUUCGUCGCCCAA